UUACAUUUACAGUGUGCGAGCGAAACCGGGAGGUUACAGAUCGCAUGUCGUUUGUCACAACUAACGUGAUCAGUUGUUUACUUUCGAAAGCAUGUUUAGCAUACAGCAACGGAACUGUCGAAGUAGUUUGUUUCCUAGUCGGGAGUUACAGAUUUCGGGAACUGCUUAGUGCCAGUGCAUGGUGCCUCCAGAGGGUCAGAUGUGCAGUGUAAGAAUUGCCGAUGAGUGGGCCUGAGUGCUACCGCUGGAAUCGUGUGUCCGUCGAGGAUGGCCUCAAUGGCGCCAUCGGACUCAACGACGGAGUCUACACAGAGGCACGAGUCAGAUAUUUACACCAGAACAGGAUGGGUAGACGCAGAUAUCGCCUUAGGACAAUUGGACCAGGGGAAAGCACAAGGCGAUCGGGGAAUUCUGUGGGUACGAGGUCGAAUUCAGCAGCAACUUUAUGUCCUAGGGAGGAUCCUAGACACGCAUGCUGGGAAAGUCCUCUUCGUGAGUAUUCUAGCCAUCUCGACCUUCUUGGUAGGUCUGAAGAGCAUGACCUUCCAUUCAGACAUCGAGUUGUUAUGGUCAGAGCCCUCAACCAUGCCCGACACUUUGCCUCCAGAGAUGCUAUCCACUCAUCAGAUGGUUCUUCAGACAGGAUUAGAUCCGGACGUGGACCUCUUGAAUCCCCACGGCCUCCUUGAACAUUUAGCCUUAGUACAGAAAGCUACGCAAGUUACUGUUACAAUGUAUGAUAUUACCUGGCGACUCAAAGACUUCUGCCAAUCACCUAGUAUUCCUAACUUCGAUCUCCAGUAUGUCGAGCAAAUUUUUGAAAAUAUGAUGCCCUGUUCCAUUGUUACGCCGCUAGAUUGCUUUUGGGAAGGGUCCAAACUACUCGGACCUGAAUACCCAGUUCAUAUACCGUAUGGAAUAGGUAACCAAGUAAAAUGGACCAACCUAAAUCCUAGCGAGCUAAUUUCCCAAAUAAAGUUAAAAGAAUCCCAAUUCGACUACCACUCUUUAGAAGAUUAUUUGAAGCGUGCUGGAAUCACCACGGGAUACCAGGAAAAACCUUGCCUUAACCCCAAAGAUCCCGAAUGCCCUGAUACUGCCCCUAAUAAGAACCACACUCACCCACCAGAUAUUGGAGCCGAGCUUACCAGUGGCUGCUAUGGUUUUGCUGCUAAAUACAUGCAUUGGCCAGAGGAUCUCAUAGUAGGAGGGAUUCAGAAAAAUAAAACUGGUCACAUAAAGAAAGCCAAAGCUUUACAAACUGUCGUUCAACUAAUGGGAGACCACGAACUGUAUGAGUUUUGGUCAGAUAAUUAUAAGGUACAUCACAUAAGUUGGAGUAAAGAAAAAGCUACUACAGUUUUAAAUGCAUGGCAAAAAAAGUUUGCGGACGAAAUUGACCGGUUGACGAAAAGUAAUCCGGCUUCUUCAUACAUUUUCUUCACUUUUUCAACAGCAAAUGUUAACAAGUUAUUGAAGGAAUAUUCUCGCACCGAUCUGCUUAAGUUGGGGAUUGUUUUGGCAGUGGCUUGUAUAUAUGGUUGGGUUGCUCACUCACCAAUUGCCUCCAUAGGUGUUCUAGUCUUAGCAAGCUCUACAGCAGCUGCACUUGGCGUGUGUAGCCUGAUCGGGCUUCCUAUGAACCUUUUAAGUACUCAAGUGUUACCCUUUAUAACAGUAGGACUGGCUAUGCGUGAAAUGUUCCUUAUUUUAUCGACUCAUACUCGAAAACUGUUACCCGCGGAAGUGUUAAAACGGACAGGACCUAAUAUUAUAUCCGCAGCUCUUAUAAACUCUGGUGCUUUUGUAGCUGCUGCAAUUUUACCCAUACCCGCGUUGAGAGUGUUUUGUUUACAGUGCGCGAUUAUGAUCGUGUUCCAUGGAACGACUCUUCUCCUCAUUUUUCCUGCUUUUUUGGCUCUGCAGCAAAGAUGUAAAAAAUCCGAUGUUCCUUGCUUCAAAUCAGACACCAAAGUCAAAAUGGUCAACAAUAACAAUAAUUCCGAUGUGGAACAUGGGAGUAAUUUAUUGACAACAGAACAAGUAUGUCAACACAAAAAAGGACUGAUAUCUUGGUGUGUAACAAGAUACUUGACUACAGUGUUAUUCAGAUCAUUCAUGAAGGUGUUAAUGAGUGUUACAUAUGCGGUAUUAAUAGUUUUUUGUGUAUUUAAUGGAUUAAAAUUAGAAUUUGAUGUAAGACUGUCCACAUUUUUGCCAAAAGUGACUCAGGAGUAUAAAUACUUAGAGGCACAGAAUACUUAUUUCGGGUUUUACAAUUUUUAUUUGGUUACCACAGAACUGGAAUAUCCGCUGAAUCAACCGAUUUUGUAUGAAUAUCAUUCCUCUUUGACUCAAGUUCCUUAUGUUUUAAAAGAUUCAAAUGGUGGUCUCAAUAUGAACGACUUCUGGCUGGCAAAUUUUAGAGAUUUUCUGAUUGAUUUGCAACAAGAAUUCGACUACAAUAGAAACAGUAGUUGUCUAAAUAGCGAGAAGUGGUUCCCUAAUGCCACCGAAAAAGCAGUAUUAGCCUUCAAACUACUCUCACAGACUGGAGUUGUACAAUAUCCUGUAGACAAGAGUCAAAUAUUUAAGAAAAGACUGGUUCGUAAUAAUAUUAUAGAUCCUAAAGCUUUUUACAAUUAUUUAUCAGUAUGGAAUAGUAAUGAUCAAAUUUCCUAUUCAAGCUCACAGGCUAACUUAACGCCUAAACCAUUUCAGUACUAUAGUUCCAAAGCCGAAUAUGAUUUAAAAAUUCCUAAAUCACAACCACUUGUAUAUACCCAAAUGCCGUUUUACCUCAAAAAUUUGAGAAGUACUUCAAAUGUUAUCAGUGCUCUCAAGCAAAUCAAGGAUAUAUCCGAGCAAUUUAAUAACAGAGGCUUAAAAAAUUAUCCAGUAGGUCUUAUAUUUGCUUAUUAUAACCAGUUCCUUCUUAUUGAUCGACUACUAGCUGCUCAAUUUGCGUUAACUCUUAUUUCUGCUGCAAUAGUGGCAUUUGUUCUUGUUCAGUGGAUAAAACUUUGGUGCGCUCUAUUCAGUACCUUGGUGUGUCUAUUAUUGCUUUGUCUGAUGAAUGUUAAUGCUCUAAGUGGUACUCUGGGAGCUCUUCACUUUAUAAUAAUAAGUAGGAAUAUAUUUUUGAUUUUAACAGGGUACCUUAGUGCUAUCGGUAGCAGAGAGCGUAGAGUAAGACUAUCCUUAGAAGUAAACGCAGAGCCAAUCCUAAAAGGGGAUAUUGGACUUUUGAUAUGUGCAUCAGUAUUAGCAACUUCUCAGUUUGAAUUUAUCCAUUACCACAUAUUUAUGUUGAUAUUACUCUCGGUUUGUGGAUCUUUGGCCAAUUCGUUCAUAUUCUUUCCGCUGUUCCUUGCUUUACUAGGCCCAAGAGCUGAAUUACAACCUCUUGAGCAUACAGAUCGUAUCUCUACUCCUCCACCUUCUAUUCCUUCUCCUCUUCCUACAAGAAAUUCAUCAUUUUCAAAGCCUCCCAAGCGCAGUAGUUCAAAUAAGACUACAAGAGAACCAAGUCUCACCACCAUAACUGAGGAAAGUUGUAACCAGAGCAUUGUAGUGGAACCACAAGUUACUGUUGAGUACAGCAGUCCUGAAUCAAGUUCAAGUGGUCCUUUUACUACAAAAGUCACUGCCACCGCUAAUAUAAAAGUAGAAUUAGUUGCCCCUGUAUAUAGGUCCAGUAAAUGCAACAAUAAGUGUCACCGAUCGUUUAAGUGUGACAGGCGGAAAAGACAAGAUUCGGAUAAACAGAAACAGCAGUGCCGGUGCUGUAAAGACUCAAAUAGUAGUGAUAGUAAUACCGAGACUGAUCAGUGUCCUAGUAGCUAGCAUUUCGUUACCAUUUAAGCAAUCAGUGUAAAAAUGUUUAUAUUGAAUAUAUGUAUACCACAUUUAUUUAUUUAAAGAUGAACCAUGUAUAAUAGCGAACUAAUUUUAAUUAAUAUAUUUGUGGGUGAAUGUGGAGACAUGCACAAAUUAAUUAACGGAUAAUUUAUUAAUGUUUAUUUGCCUUACUAUAGUUCCAUUUUUAUAUCAUUGUUGUAAAAGACUUUUCUUUGUUCAUUAACAAUACAAGGACGUAUAUAAAAUUUUGGGCAAGUAUAAUCAUUAAUAGAAUAUCAUCUCGUCUCCAAAGUGCCUGCCAAAAAUGAUUCACUUUUGUAAAUUACCUACAUAGUCUAUUUACCUGAUCCGUGGAAUAUACUCAACAAAUAUUAUUAGAUGUAAAAUAUAUAGUUUAUAUCAGGCAGGCUCAAAUCCGUUACCCUUCCAAUGAAGAGAUAAUUACAAUUUAGUGAUUUUUUUAAUACAAGUAUGUGACCAAAAAGUAUAGUAAGACAUUAAUGAAAAUAUCUUUGUGCAAACUGUUAUAUGAAUGUGUUCUAAAAAAAUACGUUUUCUAUUAUUUUACGAGAAUUAAACCAACAAAUUGAUACUUGCAUAUUGGAGAUAGGCGUAAUGAAAUAUUAAAAUACGUAAAUAUUGUAAAUUCCGUUAAAUUAUAUGGCCCCUGUAUGUGCCAUUUUCGAUUGAAAAAUUAAACAAACUUACAAUGAAGUAAAAAACUUUUGUAUAAUGGUAUAUUUUUUAUUAAAAAAUAAUUUAUUAUAAUCGAUUUAUUAUAUUUUAUUCAAAAAUAUGUAUACCGAAUUAACACCGAAUAUAAAUUUACGAUUUAUUAUAUCUUACUGAUGAUAUAUUUAUCUCAUCGUCGUACAUAUCACAACCAUUUGUAUAUGUUUAAUAAUCUGGUAACCCAGAUCUACUUAUGAAACCUUUCAAUUUGAUAUAUUAUUUGCCAUUAAUUAUUAUGUACUACAAUGCCAUCUCGUUUAAUAAUGAAAAACUCUUUGAACAAUUGCCAAUAAAUAAUACACAUAAAUAUUUUUGUGCAAUUUAGAAGUUUCGGAUUUGUUAUUUUGGUUAUAUCAACAACUUUUAUUGUGCGUGAUAUCACAAGACCCACCAGUUCUGUAUUUUCGCCAUUUACUUUGUAAAAAUUCGAUACCAAUAGUUUAAGAAUUGUAUUUGGUUCCAUAUUAUUUAUAUUAUUGUUUAAGUAAAUAUUUUGACACAA
Diabrotica virgifera virgifera (western corn rootworm) is the source of this 5095-nucleotide messenger RNA. RefSeq names its product protein patched (gene ptc). NCBI's taxonomy places the organism in Eukaryota, Metazoa, Arthropoda, Insecta, Coleoptera, Chrysomelidae. Gene Ontology annotation, cellular component: plasma membrane. The transcript has 6 exons. Gene Ontology annotation, biological process: smoothened signaling pathway. Gene Ontology annotation, molecular function: hedgehog family protein binding; hedgehog receptor activity; smoothened binding. The record is from RefSeq and is a predicted model, not a curated record. The coding region runs from base 268 to 3846 and encodes 1192 amino acids.